Esox lucius (northern pike) is the source of this 1107-nucleotide messenger RNA. Its product is annotated as signal-regulatory protein beta-2-like. NCBI's taxonomy places the organism in Eukaryota, Metazoa, Chordata, Actinopteri, Esociformes, Esocidae. Gene Ontology annotation, biological process: response to bacterium. The transcript is spliced from 7 exons. The record is from RefSeq and is a predicted model, not a curated record.
AUGGUCGUUAAGAGGGUGACAACUUAAAAGAUGUUCCUUGCACUUAUUCUGACAUUUCCACUUCUGAUGGAGAUUGGUGAUGUAAUGUUUCAUGUCUUUGUUUAAAUUCUAGCCGCAGCUCAAUCUUCAGCCAUGCGCCUUGUUUCAGCCAACGUAGGAGACACAGUGAUUUUACAGUGUUUCCGAGACAAUUCAGCACUGAACUUCCUGUGGUACAAGCAAACCUUGGGAGAUACACCUAAAAUAUUAUCAAACUUCUAUAUAUUUGAAGAGAAUCCUACAUUCCAUAAUGAAUUCAAAAACAACUCUCGCUUUUCUGUGCUAUGUGGACAAGAAAUAUAUCACCUAAACAUCUCAAAUAUACAGCGCUCAGAUUCUGCAUCGUACUACUGUGGAAGUACUCAGUCCAACAAGUUUAGUUUUUUGGUAGGAGCCAUUCUUAUAGUUAAAGGUUCUGAGUCCAGAAACAUACCUGUUGUACGACAGCCUGAAUCGAAGUCAGUCCAUUCUGGAGACUCUGUGACUCUGAACUGUACAAUAAACACUGAGACCUGUGAAGGAGAACACAGUGUCUAUUGGUUCAGACAUGACUCAGGAGAAUCUCCUCCAGGAAUCAUUUAUACCAAUGGAGACAGGAGUGGUCAGUGUAUGAAGAGCCCUGAGUCUGGGUCUCCUACACAGAGCUGUGUCUACAACCUCCCCAAGAGGAACCUCAGCCUCUCUGAUACUGGGACUUAUUACUGUGCUGUGGCCUCAUGUGGAGAGAUUCUGUUUGGAAAUGGGACUAAGCUGGAUGUUCAAGUCCCAGGGCAUGACAAUCCUUUUGAUCUGAGUCCUACUGUUCUUGUCUUGAUACUGUCCAACAUUCUUCUGAGUAUGGUGACAGUUCUGCUCCUCUGGAUGUUAUGCAACACUCGGAGAGGAGAUCACAGAGGGAAGACGUGUGACCCAGCAUUUCAGGGGAAUCAGAACCAGAACAGUGAUGUAUUAAACUAUGCAGCAGUGAGAUUUAAUCCCAAGAAGAGCUCCUCCGACAGACGAGUAAAAGACAAGACCGUCAGAAGAGAUGCAGUGUACUCUGAGGUCAGGUACCUGCAGCAGGAAUGA